CUCGCAGACGGACCAGCCGAGACGGUGCCGCACGCCGUGCCGGAACACGCACUUGUUGUACGUGCGCGCGACCGCCGCGACCGCCGCGGUGCUGGCAGUGCAGAUGUGUGCCAUAAUCCGGUGGUAGUGCGUCCAAGUGAAUGUUGUUGCUCGGAGGGCCGCCGAAGGGGCUGCCGACAGGGCCACCGCCGGCGCAACAUUGAGUGACACUGUGUGCGCGUGCUGGUGUGUGUGAGUGUGCGUGUGUGAGUGUGUGUGUGUGUGUGCCAUGGGCUGGUGACAGACAGUGGAUGCCGGAGGAUACCCGCUUGGAUAAUGCCGAGGUGACUGAGGAUACCAGCAGACGAGAUGCUGCCGCGGGACCCUCACUACCACCCUAUCUGAUCAGGCCGCGACGCCGCGACGAGGAUGCGGUGGCGGUGGCAGGCGCCGCUGUUACCGCUGGUGCUGCUGCUGUAUUGGGCCACUCGAGCGGCGACGCUGCGUUCCAUGCAUCGCGGCCAAAGUUACAGCAUCAGCCAGAAGCCGUGUCGCGCGGGCUCCGAGGCGGGCACCUGCAUGUUCGUGUGGGAGUGCCUGCAGAGCGAGGGGCGCCACAUCGGCAUGUGCGUGGACACGUUCAUGUUCGGCUCCUGCUGCGCCCCGCGGCCACCGGGCACCUCGGCCAACGCCGUGGACCAUGACCAGCACGACCAGCACUCGGCCUUCGCGCCGCCCAAGAAGAAGCCCCCGCCUCCCUAUCACCACGACGUGACCAUGCGGCCCCCGGGAGGGAGCAGCACGGGUACUCGCCCCCAGUUCGUGUCCAAGCCUAGUCCCAGCCCCCCGCCCCACGCCGCCAGCCCCGCCAGCCCCGCGCCCAGCAGCAGCCCGCCGGCCGCGUCGCCGUCCAGCCCCGACAUCAGCUCCAACGUGAUCCCCAGCAGCUCCAUCACCAGCACCAUCGUGGGGCCCAACAGCAUCUACACCAUCCGGCCCGGCGGCAGCGGCUCCAACAACAGGCCGAGCUUCGUGUCGCGGCCGCCGCACGGCACCGGCGGCAGCGCGGCCAGCAACAGCAGCAGCAACUGGUGGAACCGCCCUUCUAGUCCCUCACUGUCAACGGCCUCCUCCACGUGGACGGCCAGCACCAGGCCUCCCAUCGCCACGCAAUGGAGCCGUCCGUCCGCCGCGCCUGCCUCCACGUCUACCUCAACGACCACGAUGGCGCCGCCGCCACUGCCGACGACGCCCGGUCACCACUUCGUGAGCAACACGAUCCUGGCCAACUUGUCGGAGCCGGCCAGCAACAACAUGAUCCUCUGGGCCACCACCAACGAGCCCAUGUUCGUGACGAGGCCGAGGCCGUCCAGCCAGGUGAGGCCCAAGCCACGGCCGAGGCCCACCAAGCGGCCGCCCUCCACGACCUCGACCACGACCACCACGUCGACCACGACGACGACCACCACCACCACCACGGCGGCACCACCGCCCCCGCCGCCGCCCCCGUCGGCAGCGCCCACCCCUAGUCCCGCCCCUGCUGCGACCUCCACCAUGGCCUCCACGACGGUGGCGCUGUCGCAGACCAACAGCAAUGGAGAGUACGAGUGCGGAGUGCCCCCGCUGUUCCCGCGACCGGAGACCCGCAUCGUCGGCGGCAGGAACGCCCAGUUCGGCGGCUGGCCCUGGCAGGUGUCCGUCAGGAGGACGUCCUUCUUCGGCUUCUCCUCGACGCACCGCUGCGGCGGGGCGCUGCUCAACGAGAACUGGAUCGCCACGGCCGGCCACUGCGUCGACGACCUGCUGACGUCGCAGAUCCGCAUCCGCGUGGGCGAGUACGACUUCUCCUCGGUGCAGGAGCCGCUGCCGCACGUGGAGCGCGCGGCCGCCCGGAAGGUGGUGCACCCGCGGUACAACUACUUCACGUACGAGUUCGACCUGGCGCUGGUGCGCCUGGACGCGCCGCUCGUCUUCCAGCCGCACAUCGCGCCGCUGUGCCUGCCCGCCUCGGACGACCUGCUCAUCGGCGAGAACGCCACGGUCACGGGCUGGGGCAGGCUCAGCGAGGGCGGCACCCUGCCCUCCGUGCUGCAGGAGGUUUCUGUUCCUAUUGUCAGUAAUGACAUUUGCAAAGCCAUGUUCCUUAGAGCCGGUCGCCAUGAAUUCAUCCCUGAGAUCUUCCUGUGUGCUGGCUAUGAUAUUGGUGGCCAGGAUUCCUGUCAGGGUGACUCUGGAGGACCACUUCAAGUUCGAGGCAAGGAUGGACGCUACUUCCUUGCUGGAAUCAUAAGUUGGGGCAUCGGAUGUGCUGAAGCUAAUCUACCAGGAGUAUGCACGAGAAUAUCCAAAUUUGUCCCUUGGAUCCUGGAAAAUGUUUCUUGAAUGACUGAUGAAUGUGGCAAAGGAACUUACAGAAGGUCUCUAAGUUCAUUUUGCGCUUGCAAAAAACUGACAAUUUGAUACUCAUGAUUUUUUUGCCAAACACAGUUUUUAACUUGGUGACCUAUGCGACUCAUUCUUGUUAAUAAUUUUAACUAUUGUUGAUAAUGGUAUUUUAUUUAUUAUCUGAUUGAGUGGUUGCUCGUUUACUGAUUUUGAUUAGAUGCAUGCCUCUAGUCGAUAGAAGGUGGGUUGGAUGUUUCAGCAAUUGCCCAAAAUGUAUAUGAGCUGCCUGAUCAUGUACAGGAUGAAGAAUUUCCUACACUGUAAAUUUGUUUCCUAUUAAAGUCAAUGUCAUAAGGCUUUUGCAGUAAUGGGAAUGGAGGUAGUACUGGUGAGUGUGAUAUAUUUUAAGUGAUAGGCACAGUAGUGACCUGGAUUCUCUUCAAAGUCAACAUUUCAAGAUUUUUGUUUCUGUAACUCGAGCAUGCUUAGAUUAGCACUUCUGCUCAUUCAAAAAUUGUCUUUGUAUUUUGACUCAUUCUGCAAGUAUGCCUUUGAUAAUUCGUGUUGCUCAAACCAGUGCAACUUUGUACUGUUCUAGCCAGCUGCACAUAUUGUAUGUAUACAUGAUGUAGAUUGUAUAUAAUUUUGUACAUGAAUGAAUUAGUUUAACAAAUUGGACGCUUAUGCACCAGUACUAGGAAUGCUCAUCAUGUAAAUUAUUAAACUUGUAUUAUAAAUUGUAGAAUAGUAAACUUAUCAAUAAUUAAUAAAUUAAACACUCAGGUACUACGAGUUGCACUUGUGAUUAUGCUAUCUGUGAAAAUUGAGAUAAGCCAGAGAAUAUUAAGAAUUUAAGAUGACUCCAAACGUAGGUCUACCCAGGAAUCUGCAAGUGCAAUUUUUUCCCCUUUAUGUGAUUCGGAUAUCUGUGCAUCUAAAAUUUUGAAAGUUUUGCAAUACUUUUUUGAUAUUAUGUGUGAGUGAUGCUCUCCCUUUGUUUUGCUCUUGUGAAGUUGGCUUAGUUCCAUGUUGCACUCCAGGAGGCCAUAUACUCUGCAAGUCAUUACAAAACAGUCUAGCUAAAAACAGUUUUGCCAAGCACUAGUGACAAGCAAAAGAUGGAGUGGCCAAUAAAUAAUUUAGAUUUAUUUUGUAUCUUAAAUUAGAAUAACUGAAGCAUGGAAAGGAUAUUAUGAUGCGUUUCUUAAGGCAAUAUUUGUCUCAAGUCUUGUUUGUUUUCAUCUUUGUUCUGGGAGGAAAUCAGCCUGCGAGUAAAUAGGAAAAAAUAACACCCAGUGCAUGUGUGUGUCAUGCACGCCAUCUAACUGUGAACAAAAUAUGGGCUUUUUGUCCAUUUUGUAUGCAAGACAUAAAUAUCCUGUCCAAAAGAUGUAAUUUUUAUAUUCAGAAAAUGAUUGAACCAUAAAUAUGUUCUGUCUUGUCUACUUAGAAGAGCAAAGGUGCCUGCCUAAUAGUAUUACCAGAAGUUUUCAUUCUUGGGCGUUUGAACAAAAGUCACCUUUAUGUUUACUCAUGUCAUCCUUGUUAAAUCUUUUUUGUUAAAUUUUGUUAAGGUGUUAUGUAAUAAAUAGUUGAUUUUGUGUAA
Thrips palmi is the source of this 3970-nucleotide messenger RNA. It is a transcript of the gene Sb, whose product is annotated as serine proteinase stubble. Bases 409 to 2361 code for a protein of 650 amino acids. The transcript is spliced from 9 exons. Gene Ontology annotation, biological process: proteolysis. Gene Ontology annotation, molecular function: serine-type endopeptidase activity. Lineage: Eukaryota; Metazoa; Arthropoda; Insecta; Thysanoptera; Thripidae. The record is from RefSeq and is a predicted model, not a curated record.